AUGUCAAAUAAUGACAGAUAUGCAAGUUGCCCGAUGAUGGCGCUCAAUGUGCCAUCAUCGGGCAACGUGUUUUAAGGGUCAACACUGGAAAUGGGUUCCACGUGUGGAGCCCUUUUUGACUUGUGAAAGUGAGGAUUCUCCACGUGUCAAAAAGGGCUCCACACGUGGAACCCAUUUCCUGUGUGGACCCUUAAAACACGUUGCCCGAUGAUGGCAAAUUGAGCGCCAUCAUCGGCAAUUUCCUAUAUACUUUCAAGCUAUUAAGAAAGAACUCAACCAACACUUCUCUGAUAAAUUUGAAUAAAUCUCUGGUUGAUGAAAUUAAAUCAACAAUUCCUUAUCAAUUGCCUGAUGAAUCAGUAUUUAUACAAGAUGAUUACUUUAUCCCAUUUCUCAAUGAAAGAGAUGGGAUGGGGAGACUAAUCUCUUCUAAGUCCCCAUCUUCUAAAACAAAAAAGCCAAUUUUGACUCCUCUUCAUGAAAAAAUUAUUAUUACUCCAAAAACAACUAAAAAACUUCUCCUUUCAAGAGCAAGAAGAUCAUCAAACCCUGCUGUUGGGAGCUAUUAUAAACCUCAAAGCUGAAUUAAGCCUUCAUUUUCCUCUAAAUCUCUUUUGGAUAUUUUAAAUGGCAACGGAAAACACAGCAAGUCAAUUUCUGAUUUAGAGUCAUCAAAUAAUGAUAGCAUUCUUAGUAGAAAAAAAUCAUUACCAAGGAAACUUAUUUUUCCAAAUCUACAAAGAGAGUCUGCUGUAGAGAGGAAAAAAAGCUCAGUGAAAAGAAUACCAAGAAAGAAAGGCAUUUGAGAAGAUCUGAAAUUGCAUGGACAAGCUGAUGAGAUUAAAGAAGCUCUUGUCUAUGCUAGUGAUUUCAAUUUUGUGAACUCUCAUCAUCGAAACAUUCGAGCAUUAAUGAAUGAAAUGAAGAAAAAGCUUGAAUGUUAA
Blepharisma stoltei is the source of this 944-nucleotide messenger RNA. Lineage: Eukaryota; Ciliophora; Heterotrichea; Heterotrichida; Blepharismidae. The record is from the annotation of a GenBank genome assembly.